GGUGUAUAUAAAUGGAGGCCAAUGGGCAUUCACAAUCCCACGGUCUGCUAGUGCUUCAUCACCAGCUGCCUUCAACCCAGCAAGCCUGCAGUCAUGGCGUUCAACGGAACCUGGAAGGUCGACCGCAACGACAACUAUGACAAAUUCAUGGAGAAAAUGGGCAUUAAUGUCAUGAAGCGCAAGCUGGCAGAGCAUGACAACCUAAAGGUCACCAUCGAACAGACGGGCGACAAGUUUCACAUCAAAGAGUCCAGCACCUUCCGGACUAAGGACAUUGACUUCACCCUGGGCGUCCAGUUCGAUUACACCAUGGCUGAUGGCACUGAACUCUCAGGUAUGUGGGAGCUGGAGGGUGACCUGCUGAAAGGCAAAUUCACCAGGAAAGACAACAACAAGGUCCUGACCACCACUAGAGCUCUGGUGGGAGGAGAGCUCGUACAGAGUUACAACUACGAGGGAGUGGAUGCUAAGAGGAUUUUCAAGAAGCAGUAACCUGGAGUCUGAAGUUCAUGUUUUAUUUUUACAUAGAUGACAUGAUAGAUUUGUGUGUGUUUUUUCUAACAAUAAGGCAAGGCAAGUAAAAUGUAUUCUUAUGGGAUUCUACUUCAUAUACCUCAAAAAUGUUGAUGUUUCCCAGAGUUUUAUAAGUGGAAUAGUUGCUCAGAGCAUUGCACUAUAAUUACAUAUGUCAAAAUGUCCAGAAAACUAAAUAUGUACCCAGAAACUAGUGACAUAAACACGUUAAGUGGGUUCAGACGAAGAUGCUAUACUUGAAUUUUGCUAUACAGGCAGGUAGGUGAAUAAAAUCAACAAAAAAAAGUACAGUAUAAAAGGAAGCUUAGCAAACUGAGGGAGAACAUAUGUCACCAUGUCAAUCUAAUGUGCCUUAGAAAGAAUUUUAACAAGCAGUAUCCAAGAAAUCACCGAUAGAUAGUUUAGGUUUUUCUUAGAUUUUUGCUCUGACUUUGAGAUAUUUGCCACCCUGAUACAAAAAGAGGAUGAUUGAAUUUGAUUUGUGCUUCUCCCUGCAUUGAAAAGAAACAAAAGCCAUUUAAAAUGUUCAACUGCAGCUCAUCUCUCCAGAAACAAUGUCCCAGUUACCCACGAUAACCCACAGAACAAGCUGUCAACAGUUUUCAGAGGGCCUACUUCAUUAGUACAACGUGGUUCCAGUGAAAACUGUCCACUUGUUUGUGGAUUAUCCAAGGUAACGGGUGCAUUGUUUCCAGAAAUAUGUGCUACUGUUGAAUUUCUCAAAUGGCAUUCUCAAUGCAACACCUCUAUUGUUUUGGGGUGGAGGCAAAAAAAUCUCAAAUAUCUCAAAACUUACUCUUCAGAGAUGGACCACGGCUCACCUAAACUUGACUUCAAGUUACUGUUAACUGCCUGAAAACAGCAGCGUUUACUAGACCUCAUCAUUGUGAUGAAAAGCAGCACAACAACGACACCACAUGAACACAUGGAUAUUGUAGAUGACGUCUUUAGACAUGAGUUGAUUUGCACUAAUGGUUCUUAUAUCUAGUCUGUAACAAUAAAGCUUUUUUUGCGUGUGUGUCA
This is a messenger RNA of Larimichthys crocea (large yellow croaker), 1557 nucleotides long. Its product is annotated as fatty acid-binding protein, intestinal. The record is from RefSeq and is a predicted model, not a curated record. The coding region runs from base 94 to 492 and encodes 132 amino acids. Lineage: Eukaryota; Metazoa; Chordata; Actinopteri; Sciaenidae. The transcript has 4 exons. Gene Ontology annotation, molecular function: lipid binding.